AUGCACCUUGCUAUUCCUCCGUCUCCUGUUCGCAAUCCCGAAAAAGGAUUCAAAACAUGCCCUAAGAAGACACGAACUGAGUCAGUCUCAACAAAUGAGUCCGAAUCUAUACAGACGCCUUCUAAAGGAUCGUCAAAAAGGUCAUUUCGAAGAUCCAUUAUCAAUGCUUUUGCUGCUCGCACCUGA
Messenger RNA from Penicillium verrucosum, 186 nucleotides. RefSeq lists its product as uncharacterized. The transcript is spliced from 2 exons. The record is from RefSeq and is a predicted model, not a curated record. Lineage: Eukaryota; Fungi; Ascomycota; Eurotiomycetes; Eurotiales; Aspergillaceae. The coding region runs from base 1 to 186 and encodes 61 amino acids.